Molecule: messenger RNA, 3862 nt
Organism: Sitophilus oryzae (rice weevil)
Lineage: Eukaryota; Metazoa; Arthropoda; Insecta; Coleoptera; Curculionidae
Gene: stac
Product: protein unc-13 homolog 4B
Exons: 18
Coding region: 16-3774 (1252 amino acids)
Source: RefSeq, a predicted model, not a curated record
AAAAUAAAAAUAAAAAUGUAUCCGUCAAUGAGGAGUAUAGAGUUGUUUCGUAGUGUUUCAGUGGAUGAUUUUGAUUCUUGCGCUGCUUGUUUGUUGAAAAGGUCCAACGCUAUGCGCAGGAAGGGUCGGAGAGUAGUGGCAGGACAAAGGGUGUUGCUAAGGGAUGAAAAAGACAGACUAUCCGCCCCUCUGAAGGGCAAGAAUGGAAAUACGAGUUUAAUACCUUACAGACGCAUUUUGAAAAAUCUGAGACGCCUACAGAUGAAAGAGCAACAAAAGAAAAUCAAGGACAGUGUGGGAGUGAAACUUUUGAAAAAGAAAAAAAGGACUUCGUGGUUCUUGAAGGUGAAGGACAUUUACAGCAGAUCUGACGAAAGAAUACAGCAAGUUGAUGGCGGUUUCUUCGAAAAAUUCGGUUCCUUAUUUCGGGAACAUGCGGAAAUGGCAAAAACGAAAGAACAGGAAGAGAAGAGGGAAGUAGCAGAGAAAGCAGCAGAAAUAACUCCCAAAGAGGGAGAUGAAGAGGACAAUGACGAAACUACACUUCCUGUGAUUGCUGAAAGCGAAGCUGAAGACAGUGCAGCUUCAGCUUCAGAUUCCGACAGCGAAACAGAAAAGGACAAGGGUGAUCUAAUAGCUGCGGCGUUUAACAUCGAUGAAUUAUAUACAGAAAUACUGUACAUAAUCAUUCACAACGUAGGCUGCAACGUGGAGGUCAGCCAGAAUGCCUUAUUCAGUUAUGCCCAAGAUGCCUUUAGGAUCCCCAACGACAAGCACAGGAAGCUGAUGGAAGAAGCAGAAAGCAAAGCCGAUCCAGAACUGAUGAUCAACGUCGAGGUCAUCGAAGCCAAAGAACUAAGGUCGAAGGACUCAAAUGGCUUGAGCGAUCCAUUCGUUACUCUGUAUCUAGCAUCGAAUUCUUCACAUAGAUACAAUACUUCGGUUAAGAGUAUGACGCUGAAUCCUAUAUGGGAGGAACAUUUUGCUUUACCUAUAACAGAUAAAUCUAUUGACGACAGCCUGUGUCUGGAAGUGUGGGAUUUCGAUCCCGCCGAAACCGUUAAAGAAAAAUUAGGCAAAAUAUUUGACGUUAAAGGUGUUAAAGGUAUGAGAAAACUAGUCAAAGAAAUCGCAGUCACGGCAACCACAGGCCAACAUGUCAACGAACUGAUAGGCAGAGCUAAUAUACCCUUAAAUACCAUCCCUGCUUCAGGAAUGACUAUGUGGUACAGCCUGGACAAGAAAAACAAAGUGACUCGGCAGGGAAUUGUGAAAGUGCGAGUGUCAUUUAGUUCGGGAAAGAAUAAUCAGGUGGCGCAACAAGAACACAGGCAUAUGAGACGGAUUAUAUUGUUACACGAAUUAGAAUUAUCCAAGGUGGCGCCUCAUUGGUGGUGCGGGAACUUCACUUACCAAGGCCAGCAACUCCUCGAUCAGCACAUAGCCCAAUCGGGCUUAACUCAAACCGAAGUUGAACUCUGCGCGUACUCGGUCUACGCAGGAGUUCAUCAAAAUCACCCCCUCAGCUUCACCCUAUUUUCCAAAUCAUUGGAAAAACUGGUGAAGCCUCUCCAAACAGAAACUAUCUGUGAGGAGGAAGUGAAACUCUUCUGGGAAGCGACGAAAAAAUUGCUCCCUUCUUGUUUCAGUAUUAUUAGGAAGAUUAGAAAGAAAGGCACUACGGAAAAAGCCGUUAUGAAGCAAGUGAUAGAAGUUUUAAAAAUUCUGAAUUAUAUCGGUAUUCUUGAGCCGAGGAAUAUAGAAUUAUUUCCGUCCAAUCUGUAUCCAUGGGUGACGUUCCAUGGCGACGGACCAAACUGUGAUAUUUUGGGCACUCUGAGUGACGCGGUGUCGCAAGGGGCCAACGACUGGCUGAAUCACCUCAUCGAAAAUAAUAGGAAACCAGAUGAAAGUGAGCUGGCCAGGUUGCAGAACCUGAUUCAGUUGAUACAGCUUGUCAGGAGUGAUUUGCAGAAAGCCAUAGAGUUCUACGACAAACUGUUUAUAGAUCUCGUCAAAUUCCAAUACGCCAAGUGCCUCUAUAUCUUCUACCAAGCCAAAAUUGCCACCUUAUGCGAGCCGGAAGUGAGGGAAAUAUGUAAAAGUUUGAAGAAGCUCCAUUACAUAGGAUACAGUUACACCAGUGCACCCACCAAUUCAGAUCCUGAAGAGGAUCCCCUUUCAGAAGGAACUUCACUAUUUGAAGUGUAUUUAGCUGUUCAAAGAUUUGUAACUUUGGGUCAAGGACUAUGUCCGGCUGAUUAUGAUACUUUUCAUAUUAAAAAUUUCCACCAGUGGUUCCAUGGAGGUGUAGCCCAGUGGCUCGACAUAGCCGUAUAUAAAGCUUUAAUUCGGAUAGAAAAAGCUGUAGAACUAGACCAGUUAGUUCACGUUGAUACUAAUCUUAAAUACAGUUCAUCAGCUGUAGAUGCUUUAACAAUAUUUUAUCAGGUUAAAACAUUUUGGCAACAGCUAAAUUGGCCUGAUGUUGAAGGGUGCUAUACAUUCAUUGCAAAAAUUAUUGAUGAUAUAUGCAGAUGUUGCGUAUUUUAUGCGGACAAAAUGGCUGCAAGAGUUGAUGGAAUGGGAGACAGCCAAGACGUAUAUGAAAAGAAAUUCGAGGUCACAAACGAAUGGUGUCUAGCCAUAAACAAUAUCGACUAUGUUAGGGAAACGUUGGAACCUUUCACGAGAGAUUUAGGAAUGGAAGAUGUUUUAAAGAAACUAGCUGAUAUUAAAAGCCCUGUUGAAGCUGACAGGUGUAGGAAUACUCUGAACAACGUCAUCUCCAAUGCCAUUGAUACUGUUAGGAAUAAAAUUAUCGAGCUUUUAGAGAUAGUAGCUAAUAAGAUGGGCCCGUCAAUGAAAAGGUUAUUGAUAGAGGGCGCUGAACUAGGUAGCCAAGGUUGUAAUACUAUUGACAGACUGAUGAUGUAUGUCGAUACCAACCUGUCAACGUUGCAUAGGGAACUAAACGACGAGAACUUCAACAGGAUCUUGGAAAUAGUUUGGGAUUUGUUGAGUGAAAUUUUAAAUGAAAUUAUUCAAACUAAUUUGGAGAAACGAAGACCGCCUCCAUUUUUUGCAAAAUUACGCGAAACCCUGAAUCUUAUGCUGGGUUCAUUUAAGAAUCCUGACGACUGCAGUAACUGUGAUGCUUUAAGACGAACGGAACAAAUUUUGAAAAUAAACGGACUGGAAACGGCAGAUCUCAUACAUCAGGCAUAUAUAGAAAUGGCUAAUAUUUUUGACAAAUCCAAAGAGACCCCAUAUGGAGAAAUCUCUUUCAGGUGUAGGUUUCAAGGAGACUCUCUGCAAAUUGAAGUUAUAAACGCGAGAAAUUUAUUUGCCAUGGACUCGAACGGUGCUAGUGAUUCAUUUGUUAGAAUACAUCUAUUUCCAGAGCACAAAUUUAUAGGAGUUGAUAAACCAAAAACAAAAACCCACAAUAAGACUUUGUUUCCUUUGUACGACGAAACUUUUACUAUAGAUCUUAAUCCUGAACAAGCCAGUAUAGAAGACGGACUAAUACUGUUUAGUGUAAAAGACAAAGACAUGCUAGGUUACAACAAUCAGUAUAUAGGAGAAGCGUUUUUGAAAUUCAAAGAUAUUCCGAGGACGGAGUCUUCUUUAAGUAGUUUGCCGCAAGUUAAAAAGUGGUUGUGCAGGCCAACGACAACGGAAACAAACGUCCUCAAGGCUUUAGAAACCAGGCAAGGAGACAAACAAGCCAAAGACUUCCUGAGAAAAUAUAAACAGAGAAUGGGAUCGUAGAAUAAUGCAAUAAAACUUGUAAAACUUACAUGUACUUAAUAGACUGCUAAAUUAUUGUUAUUUUUAUUAUUAGAUAUAAUACAUUGUG